Messenger RNA from Dioscorea cayenensis subsp. rotundata (Guinea yam), 1633 nucleotides. RefSeq names its product hippocampus abundant transcript 1 protein-like. Gene Ontology annotation, molecular function: transmembrane transporter activity. Lineage: Eukaryota; Viridiplantae; Streptophyta; Magnoliopsida; Dioscoreales; Dioscoreaceae. The record is from RefSeq and is a predicted model, not a curated record. Gene Ontology annotation, biological process: transmembrane transport.
CUUCUUUGGAAGUUAUAUAGAGAGCAAGAGAGCAAGAGAUAAAGAAGAGAGAGAGAGAGAGAGAGAGAGAGAGAGAGAGAGAGAGAGAUGAAGGACUUAGCAGGGAUGUGGCAUCUCUUUGCUUGUGUUUUUCUUGUUCAAUUAUCAGGAUCAAUUGUGAUACCUGCUAUCAUUGAUGUAGCAAUGGAAGCUCUUUGUCCUGGCAAGGAUGUGCCUCUUGCUAUCUAUCUUUCUGGUUUCCAACAAGCUGUCACUGGUUUAGGGACACUUAUUGUGACACCCUUAAUUGGCAAUCUCUCCGACAAGCAUGGCAGGAAGGCUUUGCUCACACUUCCAAUGACUAUUGCAAUCAUUCCCCUUGCAAUAUUAGCUUAUGAUAGAUCAAGAAUAUUCUUUUUAUGCAUAUUUUUGCUGUCAAGAUGUUUACUGGUAUUUUCUGUGAAGGCAGCAUGCAAUGCCCUUUCACUUGCUUACACGGCAGACACAGUGAGUGAGCGCAGUAGAGCUUCAGCAUUUGGUGUGCUCUCUGGUGUAUCAAUGGCCGGCUUUGUCUCCGGAACCAUCACCGCUCGCUUCCUCCCUCCCUCCUCUUCCACCUUCCAACUUUCCACCAUUGUUGCCAUUGUUGGAGCUCUCUACAUGAGAGUUUUCCUUACCGAAACUAAACGAAGGGGAACUAGCAUUAAUGGGUCUUCGCAACCUCUUUGUCCUUCUUGUCCGGCUAAUGCCGAUGCAAGCUCUCCGCCGAAGCUUUCUCCUCUUCGGAAUGUGCCUUCUCUCAAUGAUAUGAUUUAUCUUCUCAAGAGCAGCUCAACCAUGUCAAGAGCGGCAGUUAUAGUGUUCUUUAACGGUCUUGGUGAGACCCGGCAUUCAAAGCUUCUCUAUUGGAUCAAUCAUUUGAAUUUUAUAAGAUGUUCUCCAAAAAGAGUAGGUAUUUCAUUCCCUUAUGAGUACUAUCUUAAAGCACUGUUUCACUUUAACAAAGAUCAAUUUGCCGAUUUAUUGUUAAUUGUCGGGAUCGCAGGGGCCAUCUCACAGUUGAUUCUAAUGCCACUGUUAGCACCAUUAGGAGAGGAAAAGCUACUAAAUAUUGGUCUCUUAGCAGGAUGUGCGAAUAUCUUCCUUUACAGUGUUGCAUGGUCUUCAUGGGUUCCUUAUCUUGCUUCAUCUUUUGUAGUUUUGUCUGUUUUUACACAUCCUUGUAUAAGGAGUAUUGUAUCAAAAAAGGUUGGAUCCGAUGAGCAGGGAAUGGCUCAAGGGUGCAUUACAGGGAUUGCAUCAGUUGCUAGCAUUUUAUCCCCAUUAGUGUUCACUCCUUUAACCGUAUUAUUUUUAUCGGACAAUCCACCUUUCAAUUUUAAAGGAUUCAGUAUAAUGUGCAGCGGAUUCUCAACACUUGCAGCAUUUACAUUGAGCAUCAUGAUGAGGGACAUGACUGAACCAAUUUUGUACAGCAAACAUGUUGAUGUUGAUACUAUCCAUGCACAAGUCUAAAUAUCUGAAGAAUAUGCCAAUUCACUAAUUGUGUUUCUUGACUGUUAUGCACUAGAAAAAUGAAAAUAUAUAGAUAGAACUUUAUCAUCCUUGUUGUAUAAAUUACUUAUAUAUAUUAUUAAUUGAUGUAUAUUCAGCA